AUGUCUGGUUUAACUAAAGAAGAAGAAAGAUUAAAAGAUAUUAAGUAUAGACAAUGGGGUUCUUAUGUUGGUGAACGUCAAUGGGCUACAGUUAGAGAAGAUUAUUCAGCUGAUGGUGACGCUUGGUCAAGUUUCCCUUUUGAACAUUCAAAAUCAAGAACUUAUCGUUGGGGAGAAGAUGGUUUGGCUGGUGUUAGUGAUAGAAGACAGUUGGUUAAUUUAACAAUGGCUUUAUGGAAUGAAAAAGAUGAAAUUUUAAAAGAAAAAUUAUUUGGUUUAACUAAUUCGCAAGGUAAUCAUGGUGAAGAUGUUAAAGAAGUUUAUUAUUAUUUAGAUAAUACUCCAUCACAUUCAUAUAUGAAAUAUUUAUAUAAAUAUCCUCAAACUAAGUUUCCAUAUAAAGAAUUGGUUGAAGAAAAUGGUAGAAGAUCAAGAUUAGAUAAAGAAUAUGAAAUUACUGAUACUGAUUUAUUUAAAGAUAAUAAAUAUUUUGAUGUUGUAUUUGAAGGUGCAAAAGCUGAUGAUAAUCCUUAUGAUUUAUAUUUUAGAAUUACUGCUUAUAAUAGAUCAAAUGAAGUUGCUCCUUUACAUAUUUUACCUCAUUUAGUUUUAAGAAAUACUUGGGCUUGGGGUACUGAUGAAGGUGAAUUAGAAGAAAAACCACAUAUAAAGAAGAUUAAUGAUUAUACAAUGAAAAUAACUACUAAAAGAUUUGGUACUAGAUAUUUAUCAUUUGCUCCAUCUCCAGGCUGUAAUGAUAAUUCACCAGAUGUUGAACCACAAUUAUUAUUUACUGGAAAUGAAACAAAUACUAAGAAAUUAUAUGAUCAAGAAAAUAAAACUAAAUAUGUUAAAGAUGCUUUCCAUGAUUUAGUUGUCGAUGGUAAAAAAGAAGCAGUUAAUCCUGAUAAUGAAGGUACAAAAGCAGCUGCAUGGUUUAUUUUCAAUGAUCAAGGUGGUGUUCCACCUGGUGAUUAUGUAACUAUACGUUAUAAAUUCACAAAAGAUGAUUCAGAUGUUGAUGAAUAUGAAUUGGAUCAAAUUUUUAACAGAAGACAAAGUGAAGCUGAUCAAUUUUAUUGGAAAGUUUCUCCAUUACCAAUUUCAGAUGAGUUAAGACAAGUUCAAAGACAAGCAUUUGCUGGAUUAUUAUGGACUAAACAAUUUUAUCAUUUUGUUCAUAAUUAUUGGGCUGCUGGUGAUCCUAAUACUAUAAAACCACCAGUUAAUAGAGCAAAUGGUAGAAAUAGACAUUGGAAACAUUUAUAUAUUGAUGAUAUUUUAAGUUUACCAGAUAAAUGGGAAUAUCCAUUCUUUGCAGCUUGGGAUUCUGCUUUCCAUUGUAUACCAUUUGCCAUGAUUGAUCCAUGGUUUGCUAAAAAUCAAAUAGAUUUAUUAUUAAGAGAAUGGUAUUUACAUCCAAAUGGUCAAAUCCCAGCUUAUGAAUGGAAUUUUGACGAUGUUAAUCCUCCAGUUCAUGCAUGGGCAGCUUAUAGAAUUUUUAAAAUUGAAAGAAAAAUGUAUGGAAGAGAGGAUGUUGACUUUUUGGAAAGAGUUUUUCAAAAAUUGAUGCUUAAUUUUGCUUGGUGGGUUAAUAGAAAAGAUGCCGAAGGUAAUAAUGUUUUUGAAGGUGGAUUUUUAGGUUUAGAUAAUAUUGGUGUUUUUAAUCGAUCUGAAGCAUUACCAACAGGUGGUUCUUUAGAACAAGCUGAUUCAACUGGUUGGAUGGCUUUCUUUUCAUUACAAAUGUUAAACAUUGCGUUGGAAUUGGCAAAAACAAGACCAGUUUAUGAAAACAUUGCAUCUAAAUUUUUUGAACAUUUUAUAAUUAUAGCUGAUGCAAUGACAUUUAGAGGGGCGGAUGAAACUGAUGAAAAUGCAGCCAAAAAUUCAUUAUGGGAUGAAAAUGAUAAAUUUUAUUAUGAUGCAAUUAGAUAUGGUGAUCAUUAUACUCAAUCAUUACCUGUUAGAUCAUUAGUUGGUUUAAUUCCAUUGUAUGCUUCAUUAACUUUGGAACCUGAAUUGUUAGAAAGGUUCCCAUCAUUUAGAAAAAGAUUAAAUUGGUUUAUUGAACAUAAAAAAUCACUAGCUGCAAGAAAUAUAGCAUCAAUGGAAGCAAGAGGUGUUGGUGAAAGAUUAUUAUUAGCUUUAGUUUCAAAAGAUAGAUUAGUUGCAAUAUUGGAUAAAAUGUUGAAUGAAGAUGAAUUUUUAUCUCCAUAUGGUAUUAGAUCAUUAUCGAAAUAUCAUAAAGAUCAUCCAUUUUCAAUGAAUGUACAUGGUGAAGAAUUUAAAGUUGAAUAUUUACCUGGUGAAUCUGAUUCUGGUAUGUUUGGUGGUAAUUCUAAUUGGAGAGGACCAAUUUGGUUCCCUGUAAACUUUUUAUUAGUUGAAGCAUUACAAAGAUUUUAUUUGUAUUACGGUACUGAUUUAAAAGUUGAAUGUCCAAAAGGUUCAGGUGAUUAUUUAAAUUUAGCACAAUGUGCUCAAGAAAUUCAACAUAGAUUGAUUCAUUUAUUUUUACCAGAUGAAGAAGGUAAUAGAGCAUGUAAUGGAGAUAAUGAAAUAGUUAACAAAGAUCAAUAUUUCAAAGACUAUGUUCCAUUCUAUGAAUACUUCGAUGGUGAUACAGGUAGAGGUUUAGGUGCAUCUCAUCAAUGUGGUUGGACUGCUGUUGUUGCUAAAUGGAUUCAUGAUAAUGGUGUUACUUGUAGAAUUCCAAAAACUCCAAGAACACCAAUGAAGAGAAGAAAAUCAUCAGUAUUAGUUCAUGAUUCCACAAAUUCAAGUAAAAAUGAAGAUGAUAUUAUGAAAUAUUUCCCUAAAUCAGGUCCAAUCAGUGCCAAAUUAACAAGAAGAAAAUCUGGAAAAUCAUUAUUAAAUUUAACAGUCAAUGCAUUAGAUUUAAAUGAUGAAGAAGAGGAUUCUGCAUGUAAAGCAGAACUUUCAAGAGAUUUACAAGGUUUGGAUCAUGGUGCAAAUAUAACUGAUGAAAUUUUAAAAGCUGAAUUACAUGAAUUAAAUAAAACUCAAAGUGGAGCUUCAAUAGAUUCAAAUUUCGAAGUUAGUGAUGAUUUAUUAGAACAAGUUAAAAAUGCAUUUAGGAAAUAUAAAUCAAGAAAUGAUGAUGAAGGUGAUGUUUCAGGUGAUGAAUUUGAAACAAGGUAUAGAAAUUAG
Messenger RNA from Insectozyma verbasci, 3174 nucleotides. The record is from the annotation of a GenBank genome assembly. NCBI's taxonomy places the organism in Eukaryota, Fungi, Ascomycota, Pichiomycetes, Serinales, Debaryomycetaceae.